This is a messenger RNA of Micropterus salmoides (largemouth bass), 4585 nucleotides long. RefSeq lists its product as uncharacterized. Gene Ontology annotation, cellular component: cytoplasm. Bases 593 to 1828 code for a protein of 411 amino acids. Lineage: Eukaryota; Metazoa; Chordata; Actinopteri; Centrarchiformes; Centrarchidae. Gene Ontology annotation, biological process: protein dephosphorylation; negative regulation of MAPK cascade. The transcript is spliced from 4 exons. Gene Ontology annotation, molecular function: MAP kinase tyrosine/serine/threonine phosphatase activity; protein tyrosine/threonine phosphatase activity. The record is from RefSeq and is a predicted model, not a curated record.
CGCGCGGCAGGGGGUCGGGCUCGCGCUGAUGCUGCUGCUCGGCUCGGCUCGGCUCGGCUGUUUGGUAGCCAGCCAGCUAGUCAGUCACUGCAGCUCCGCGUUAAUGAUCACAUUUGUGAUGUAGGUCGUGUUGUGUGGCGGCUGACGACCACAAGACGCCGCGGUAGUGGAUGUUUAUGCGCAAUGAGCCGCAGACAGUAACGUUAGUUAACGCUAACUAGCGGCGGUUAGCUCGCUAACGUUCAGCAGCGUUUUGCUUUAUUUUAUUUUUUAUUAGCGAUAACCACUUCCGUCGUCAUGUUAGCCCUGCUUUCCAGUGUGGAUGCUUUAGUUUGUUGCGGACUUACUUCCCCCCUCGGGGCAGAAAUAACCGACGGUUAGCGCCAUGACUCACACACACUGAGCUAGCAGGCUGAUUGGCUAAGUUAGCCUGCCGUUAGCAGCUAACUUAGCUGGCGAUGCUAGUAGCGCCACGCCGGUAGGCUGCUGAAGCAAUGUCCGUCCGAAGGAGCUGAAGUGUUGCCCGGCUUGCCGAAGAUGACGGGUCACCUGUGCCGGGUUUUUGUGCCUCUAUGUCAGCAGGAGGCGGAACAUGGAAGCCGAGGAAGAGUGGAACAAAGACCUGAGUGCGCACAAACUACUGGAUAAAAAGGUGCUCUGCAAGCAGAAUGGAAGGAUCGGUAUAGUGAGGACUCUUCACAGCCUGUUGAAACCUCAGAACACACUGCAGAUUCAGUCCAUCACCCGCUCAGAAUGUGCUGGCUCCUGUCCAAAUCUGAUGAUGAGUAGGAGCGAGCACGCCGAUGCAAGGGCCGUCCCCGUGGCCCUCACCCCCCAGCUCCCCCCCAGAGCUCACCGGCCCCUCUGCAUGUCGGUCUCCUCCGACAGCAGCGGACGCUUCAAAGCUCUGGAGACGCAGGAGUGGAAAAACAACCUCAAAGCUCAGAUGGAGCAGGCACACAGUGCAGGAGCUGCAAGCAGCACAGGUUCUCUGGAGCGAGCGUCUUUAUUCUGCGCCUCGGCUUCCACCGCGGCGUCCACCUCCGCCCUGUCCAGCCCAGUGGAGAUCCUCAACAAGAGCAAAUCCUCCAGCCGCUUCUCUCUCUUCUCUCCGCCCUGGAACAGCAGCUCUGAGUCCGACUCCAACCCUCCAUCCCGCUCGGGCUCCAAGAAGCUGCGUAACUACAGCAGGAGAGCCGCCACAGGGCCGGCCGGUGCCAGGGGCCCAGAUACGCCUGAGCCCAAACCCAGUGGCCCUGAACACUUCCAAUAUUCUGAACCCGUCAUCUCUAAGGUGACAGACUACAUCUAUGUUGGCAACCUGAAUGCAGCGUAUAACGGGCGCACCCUGUGCCGCAACAACAUCGACAGCAUCAUCGACAUGAGCAGUGUGCCGGGAGAACCGGGCCCAAGCCUCAACCUCAUACCGUGCACCUGCUCUCGUGGCACCCGCCACAGCUGGUCCCGCCUCAAGGUGGACAUCGGAGACGUGCCGGACGCUCUGGGCGACGGCCCGGCCCUGAAACAGCGCUGCUUCGAGGACAUCAACGAGUGCAUCAACGCCUCCACCGAGAAGAGGAAGCGCGUCUUGGUCCACUGUCGGGACGGUUUCUCGCUGGCGCCGACGUGUAUCAUCCAGUACUUGAUGGUGAAACAGAACAUGAGGCUAAUCGCCGCCUACGAAAUACUGAGGGCCAAAUACCCGGUCAACAUCAGAGAAUGCCACCAAAACGUGCUGGUGAGCCUGGAAAGGGCUCUGCGGCCCGGAGGCAACGUCGACCCAGAGUGCUUCAAACAGGCCAUCUCGCGCAAAGUGGCGUGGACCUGACUCGGUUUCCCAACAUGCUUGGCUUCUGCUCAAGGCUCUCUUUAUUCCUCCAUCCUCCCGUGGUAUUACAUAUUUUCCUAAAGACAACCAAGGGCAGCUGUACUUUCCCCUGUAGACUGGUCAACUGGAUAUUAUUGUCUCCUCUUGAGUUCAGUGGUUGUAAAAGUUUGGUGUAUUUCCUCCUAUGAACCUGUAAAUGUGACCUGGCUGUCAUUAUGCCCCUCCCCCUCACCGAACAGGAGACGCAAUAGACUUCACUGUAAUGUAAACAGCUUCUUGGUAUAACGAUGUAAUAGUGUUGGCUGUGUAGUUGAUAUAGUCCUGCUUCAGUUCUGUGCCAUGCAGUCGUGGUGGUGUUUUCUAUCAGGGGAAUUUCAUAAUGGGAGAUCUCAGGAGAUUAUUGAUGUCAUUCCAGUUCAGGGUGGGAUAUUACUCGUUAGAUUAGCUCCCGUUCACAACUGGCACUAAAAUGCAUCUUGGUGAGCAGUGUGUGUGUGUGUGUGUGUGUGUGUGUGUGUGUGUGUGUGUGUGUGUGUGUGUAUACCACACGGGGUUGGGUUAUAUGUCCAAAAGGGCUGGAAGGCUCUGUGCAGCAGGCCAAUGUGUGAUAGACGAGUGAAAUUGGAAAGCUCAUAUGGAAACUUGGUUGAUCAGCCUGACCAAUGCAGGGUUUUUGGGAGGGAGGUAUUUGUUUCUUGAUGCACAAAAAUGCUCCAGUUGGCACUAAAUGUUUAGAAAUGAAGUAUGACAUGCCAAAGUGUGUUCCAGCUGUCCGUCCACAGGUGAACACUUUAGGCUAAUACUCACGUUCCACAUCACCUCGUAUCCUUAAUACGGCUAUAAUCAAUAUUUUAGUCAUUUAAAUUUUUGUAAUUUCACAACUUCGUUAAUGUUGGGUCGCUGCCGCUCUUUUCUUAGGCCCCAUCCCCACUGCUACUUUUUCGUUUUGCACCUCCCGUCCAAACUAAAACGGCGCAAAGGAAGACUUAAAACGGAGAAGUUUGAAAACGCUUUUAGUGCUGACGGGCAAAAACGGAGGGCUUUAGAAACGGUGACGCAGAAGCUCACGUUUGGCUCUCUGAUUGGGUCUCAUAAGUCAUGCAAAACAGAAACAUGAUGCAACUGACAGAGUUUUUGAUUUGGUAUUUCUAUGAUAAUGUUCUGUACCGUGCAAAUAACACUUAUAGCCUACGUUUGUAUUCUGCUUGUCACCGUUUACUUUGCGACGACUCCCAGUUUGUUUUCCACCGCCACAGUCUCUCUUAACUCCCGUGUUCCAUUCAGUAACAGUCUCAGUCGUUUUAGAUGUGAUCAGCUGUGAUACACAGCUAAAACGCUGGUGUGGACGGAGAUCGUGUUCGUUUUUUAAACAAAAAUGGAGUAGUUUGGAUGGGGCCUUAUACGCUCUCUUUCGCAGGAAGGUAUACGCGUGUGCGUGUAUAUAUAGGUAUAUAUCAGUCAUUUUCAUUUUUGGCAGCUUUUCCAAGAGUGUAAAAAAGAGCCAGAGCGACGUAACAUUAUCUAUUUAAAAUGUAAAAAUCAAUGUUGGUUCUACAUUGACGGUUAUGUUCUCUACGUGGAUAUCAAAAUGACAAAAAAAACCACUAUAUAAAAACAAACAGUAAAUACUACUAACAAAAGUGAAGUAAGGUUAGAAGCGGCGCUAACGUUACUGUGGAGUUGACCGGAAGUAAAAGUCGCACUACAUUGUGAAGGUAGAGAAUUGCUGCGGAGGCUGAAUUCUGUUUUUAAAAGCGGUUUCACCUCCCUCACAGAUAAAAUCUCAUUUCUAAUGUGAACGUGAAAUCGCUUGAGAUGCGUUUCAGAAAUAUGAUGCCAAGUUGGAACCUCAAUCUGUUUCAUAUCGACUAAGGUCUGACACCGUUUGUUUGGAGCUUUUGUUUUUUUCCCCUAAAAAUCUAUUUUGCUGGUAAAAUGGUUGUUUGAACGUACUAACCUUUGUUGGUGGGUAAAAACAAAACAAAGCUGCGCCUCUGCUGCUCAUGCUCUGAUGAUCGGAGGACGUUCUCGUGAGUUGUCACCAUUGGAUUUAACACCACUGACUGGAUUACAUUACUGAUUAAUCUGCUUCUAUUGCAAGAGGGAACUUUGCACACGGACAUGUUUUAACCCGAGUCUGUUGUUUGGGACCUUUUCACGCUGUUUUUCUUUCUGUAUGUGUGUUUUCCAAGGUCAUACUUAAAAGGAAGAUGAACGGGCCAGCCUGUCCUCUGUGAGGAAGACUCUACGCCCAUUUUUCAGCCACGGUUUGUUUGGUUAAAUCUCUUCGGUUGGUGCUCAGACUGUGGCUGUGUUGUGAAUUUGAACUUCAGUGUGCGCAGUGAAGCUGGGUGAUUGUCAGUAUUAGUGAAUCAGUGCCACUGUACUGCGAUUCAGGGUUUUCACUGCAAAAGAUGAUUUGCACUACUCACGGGGUUGUCCAAAAAUGCAAGGUAUUGCCUUUUAUUAUUUUAAUAUUGUUUUUAAUUAUUAUUUUGGGAGUAUUGCUGCGAGUCUGACGGUUGCCACGUUUACAUGCUCAUUAGAAUAACCAGAUUUAAGUAAUGGUUUAAUAAAAUGUGUUUACAUGGUUCACCCGAUGUGAUUUCCCUGUUAACCUCAGUUUACAUUAUUUUAUUAAUUAAUGUAUAGGACUGUGUGUUUAUUCUCAAUAUGAUUCUUUUUUCAAUUUCUUGUACUUUUGUCCCCCUAUUACUUUAUUUUGGUCCCACAUAAAUUUACCCAAGAACAAUUUGA